This is a messenger RNA of Carassius auratus (goldfish), 3370 nucleotides long. RefSeq names its product RNA polymerase II-associated protein 1-like. NCBI's taxonomy places the organism in Eukaryota, Metazoa, Chordata, Actinopteri, Cypriniformes, Cyprinidae. The record is from RefSeq and is a predicted model, not a curated record. Gene Ontology annotation, biological process: transcription by RNA polymerase II.
ACGAGGAGCUGCCAGUCAAGCCUCAAAAGGAAUGGCUUCACAUGGACAAGGUGGAGCCAGAAAAACUGGAAUGGACAAGAGACCUUCCUGCACCCAGGAAGCAGAGCACCAAAAAGGCUAUGCAAGCACGUUUUGAUUUUGCUGGCUCUCUCAUCCCACCCACCGAAGACGUGCCCACCCAUUUAGGCCUGCAUCACCAUGGAGAGGAAGCCAGAGGUGAGUGGCUGGCUGGCUACUCACUGCAAGAGCUUUUCCUCCUCUCUCGCAGUCAGCUGAACCAACAGCGCAAUCUGGCCGUCAGCACUCUCGCUAAUAUCCUGGCCAAAGCCCGGGCUGGUGAGUACAUUUCCUCUCUAAAGGGCAGCGUCUUGUCUUCUUUAUUGGAUUCUGGAGUCCUCUUUCUUCUGCGGUUCUCCCUGGAUGACAGUGUGGAGGGUGUGAUGUCAGCAGCAGUGCAUGCCUUGCGAGCUCUGCUGGUCUCAUCUGACGAUGAAGAGUGCUUGGAUAAUGCCUUCUCAUGGCUGCUCGGGAUGGCAACCUUUCCUUUACUGCCCACUGCUCAGGAGGAUGAGGACGAGGAUGAUGAAGGCUUGGAUGAGACCAUGAAAGAAACUGCUAAAGAGAAAGAAGAAAGAAAAACAGAUCAUGAUGUUGCUAGGCAGGAUGUUGUCAAGGGCUUUCUGAAGAUGCAGGGUCUUCCUCGGCUGCGGUACAUCGUGGAGGUGGUGCGGCCCUCCCCCCGGGUCGUUCUUGAUAUUCUGGAGGUUCUGAUCCGAAUCGCUCGCCACUCGACUGCUGCAGCAACACAGAUCCUGGACUGUCCGCGGCUGAUGAACACUGUGAUUUCGGAGUUUCUUCCCUGCUCCUGGGCUCCUGCCACCUCACAGGCUCCGUCCUCUUUGUAUGGGCUCCCGGUUGCCUUGGCGAUGAAGCUUCUUCGUGUUUUAGCAAGUGCUGGGAGGCAUGCUUGUGCUAGAAUACUGAACUCUCUAGGAGGGAAGGAGGUUUUGUCACGUUUCGUGGUUGUGGAACCGUCAGAGAUGUUGCUGGAAGCAGGUGAAGCUCUUCGCUGCAGUGCGGAGGCGCUGAGACUGUUCGCAGUGGCUGCCGGCUACGGACAGGCUUGCAGUCUGUACACAGACCUGUAUCCUGUGCUGGUGAAGAGGUUGCAGGCUGGGAACCGGCUGUGUGCUUCAUCUGAGGCUGUUCUGCUUCAGGAGCUGGACCCAAUCAGAGCUCUGCUCGUGCUGCUGACUCGGGUCACUCAGACGGCAGGAUGCCAUGAAGAACUGCAGAGAGACCUAGUCAGUGCUCAGGGUACAGAGUGUCCUCCAGCUCCUCCGGUCGUGUGGAGUCAUGUGACCGGUCUCCAGCCCACUGUCAUCAGCUCUCUCAAGGGCUAUGUGAGAGCACUCGAUGGCCCGGCUCAAAUGUCAAGUGCUCUGAUUCUGCUUCCAUCCUACCUGCUCUACACCGAGGCAUAUUAUUCACAGCUUUGUGUACAAAGCUCUUUCCAGCCGGUACAGUGUCUGCAAGAACUCGAGUCACUAACUUCAGAUGUACUUCUGCCACUGAUAUCCCAUCAGGCCAUGCAAAAUAUAACCAGCAGCUUUAGGUCCAGCUCUACGAUCUGUAACCCCGGGCUGAGUGCAGCUGGUGGGGAGGUCAUCUCCAGUCUGCCAGGUCUGGGCUGCUCGAGGAUGAAGACCUCCAGCACAAUGGCAGGGCUCAACUCCCCUCUGCCUCUCCCUACUGCCCUCCUGUACCUGCUGAACACCAUCACCUCCAUCCACAAAGGCUUAAUAAAGAAGUUCAGUCCUCUCAUCCUCUCGGACUCUGUACUGAGUUAUCUGCGGUCUUGUAUCGGAGCCAUGCCCACUGUUUCUCACUCGAGUGCCUGGAUUUUACGCCAUGAGCACCACCUGCUGUAUCUGCUGCUCAGACUGGCUCACAAGCUGAUUCCAGUUGACCCAGAGGUGGCCAAACACGCAGUCUUGUUCCACCAUGUAUCGCUGGCUCUAGUGUCCUGGCUGCUGCCUGGCAGUGAAUAUCUGGCACAUGAACUCAUGUCUGUCAUGACCUUCAGUCACAGCCUCCUUCCGGAGGGUGUCUCUGGUGAACCAGAGAUGGCUGCGUUGGCUGAGCUGCAGCUUAAAGACAGGACUUCACCUGCUGUUGGUGCUCUGCUGCGUGAGGCUCUCCAUCAUUUGCCCUCCAUCCGCGGUUGUUACCUCACCCACCUUGCACACAUGGAAUCCUCUGUUCUUUCAUCCCGUGACCGGUACCUCGGCCGAACGCCUUUUGUCAGCUCUCAUCUCCUACCUGAACUUACUGGCCCCUCCCUGCCUUCUGAUUGGCCCUUCUUACCGCUCAUUAGUCUCUAUGAGCGAAUGGGGCUGUCAGCUGGUGGUGGGCAUCAGGUUGAGUGUCUUCCAGCAGGGUCAGUGCAGUCAGUCACUAACUGCCUUCAAUGGCUGCUUGUUCUGGAGAGUUGGAGAGAGCAGGCUCUCACGCCGGUGCCACCAGUGGCAAAGUUAGCCCGGCUAGCCUGUGUCUUUCUGUGCUCCAGUGACCUCUUCCUGGAGCGGCCUGUGCAAGAGCUUACUUGGGCGUUGUUUCGCAGGCUAACACAGCCAGCUCAGCUUGAGGCGCUGGAUCUGGGCUCACCUCCACCAGGCUUGGCUUCCUUUCAUGACCUGUACUCAGCUCUGCUGGCGCAGUAUGAGGCUGUGUCAUUCGGUGACCCACUCUUUGGUUGCUUCAUGCUUUUGCCUCUACAGCGGCGCUACAGUGUCACCAUGAGGCUGGCUGUGUUCGGAGAACAUGUGGGAAUGUUGCGUUCGCUGGGGGUCCCGCUACAGCAGCUGCCUAUUCCACUGGAGAAGUUCACGUCCCCCAUGGAAGGCUCCCUUCCUCUGCUGCGGCUGUAUUUUCGAGCACUGGUAACUGGAGCUCUGAAGAGGAACUGGUGUCCUGUACUUUAUGUGGUGGCUGUCGCCCACCUGAAUGCCUUUAUCUUCUCCCAGGAUGCAGUGACAGAGGAGGUGGAGGCGGCACGUCGGAGCCUGCUGAGAAAGACAUGCUACCUGACAGAUGAGGUGUUAAAGAACCACCUGCUUCUUUUUCAGCUGCCCCAGCAGAAUUCAGAGCUGGGCUUCAUCACUUAUGAACAGCUACCCACGAUCCGUGCCCGCAGGUUGGAAAGCAUUGUGGGAACAAAAAUAAAGGGCGGAGAAAGGUGAAAAAAGAAAAAUCCUGUCCCACAGUUUUGUAUGAGAUUUGUAAACUACCAUCCUCAUAUCUGUGGUUUUUGGCCUGUUAGGAACAAGUGGCAACUAUCGACUUUAAAAUAAACAUUUAGAUUCUUGUG